Lithohypha guttulata is the source of this 1182-nucleotide messenger RNA. RefSeq lists its product as uncharacterized. NCBI's taxonomy places the organism in Eukaryota, Fungi, Ascomycota, Eurotiomycetes, Chaetothyriales, Trichomeriaceae. Gene Ontology annotation, molecular function: DNA-binding transcription factor activity, RNA polymerase II-specific; zinc ion binding. The record is from RefSeq and is a predicted model, not a curated record. Gene Ontology annotation, biological process: regulation of DNA-templated transcription. Bases 1 to 1182 code for a protein of 393 amino acids. The transcript is spliced from 2 exons.
AUGGCUCGAAAUCAAUCCAACGGACGGGAUCGUCAAAGCAGUGAUCGAGGUAAAGUCACAAUCAAGCCGAAGGAGACCUCGUGGUACAAAGAGACCCCAGGGGUAAAGCGGCGAUCAAGGACGCUGAACGCUUGUGAGCCUUGUAAGAGACGAAAGACCAAGUGCUCAGGUCAUCCAGGUCCAUGCACGGCCUGCGCAAAAGUUGGAUACACUUGUCGAUUCAAUAUCAAGCAUGAACCAAACCGCAAGGUACCAGCAACAUCUACGACACAGCAGGGAGACCUUUAUGCUCUAAACCACGCUUUACAGGCUAUGAAGUAUGGGCGAAGACUUCCACUGAUGCAUUUUAUCGAGACUCUGCGAUCCGAUCGUGGCCCAGAGGAGCUCGCAGGCAGUCUCAAGUCAAACGUCGAACUGUCCCACGAGCAAGGAGUCAUUCCAAGCACAAAGAUCGAAGAUAUAGACACGAUGUCUUUGCCCCAGAAGAGCUUCUCCGAAGACCUUGGCUGGAAUUCUAGCUUCGAGUCACAGCCAAGUCACACUGUGAGCUCGACGACACAGAGUGAAAGGGACUGGGCUCCGAUAAACUGGUAUGGAAAAUCAAACGCUGCAUACCCAACCCCAACCAGUAGCCUAGGCCAACCAACACCAGUAAACUACACUGACAGCCCCUGGUCAUGGAGUCGCACUACUGAUUACACAAGAUGUGCUUCUACAGCAUCGGCCUUUUCACCUACGCAAAGUGACUGGCAGUCCGAGAAUGGUCUCCUGCAGGCAGAGAGACCUCAACAGCGACCUACUCAUUGUCAGAUGCCAAUCAGAUAUGUUGACGGUCGAAUACCCCAGCCUGGAUACCCUUCACCAGGUGUGGCACUCCAAUACCAUCCACGCUACGUGCCAGAGGGACUGAAUGUCCCGCAUCACUUUGCUCCUCGAGUGGAACAGUACGACUCACUCGGUUACCCGGGUGGCUUGGCCGCCACGACGGUAGCCGGGCCUUGGCAGGCAAUGGCGCAACAUCCACAAGCACUUGUGCAGCAGCAGCGACAGGAGCAACACGAACAGCACCAGCAGCAGUUCGCAAUACACAGCCAUGGGGUAUACAACUCAGUCAGUCCAGUUACUCAAGGACACGUAUCCCAUGCCCAUGUUUCUCAACAGUACUCUGGACUUGUCGCAUAG